Dioszegia hungarica is the source of this 804-nucleotide messenger RNA. RefSeq lists its product as uncharacterized. The record is from RefSeq and is a predicted model, not a curated record. Bases 1 to 804 code for a protein of 267 amino acids. Lineage: Eukaryota; Fungi; Basidiomycota; Tremellomycetes; Tremellales; Bulleribasidiaceae. The transcript has 4 exons.
AUGAGCACUGUCACGCCUCGCCCGACCGACGCUGGGCACCCUGGCGGCCGACCUCCGUCCCUUCACUCUAUCAUUCCACCUGAUCCCCCUCCUGCCUACGACCCCGCAUCUGCCAUCGCGUAUACCACAGCCCUCAGUCUGGCCGCCUCUGGCCCCUCUCAGCCACGCGCCAGGUCCAGACACGCAGCGAUCCUCCUAUCCCGCUCGGACAAGCUCCGGAUUAUCGGCUUUCCCUUCUGCUUCGUCGCUUUGGUGGACGCGGCUGUCAUGCAGGAAUGGAAGGCUGGGAUACAGGAGCAGAAGGCGCCAGACAGGCAGUCUUGGGAGUGGAAGUUGAACGGCAAGCCGUGGACGGGCAAAGGCAGCGAUACCAUCUCAUCUCGUCGACUCAUCGCUCACGUCUUCUUCAUCCUCCAAGUGAACGGCUGGCACCUCACCUCGGGCGCAGAUCUAUCCAGUACCUCGACUGACAAAGGCGCAAUCAUGCUCAGAUCAGGUCCACCUUCAUACCGCCAAAUCUUCUCAAUCGUGUUCAACGAAGACGACAAGAUACGCUUGAUCGAUGCACCCACCGAAGCUAUCAGGGAAGCAUUAGAGUCGGCAAUCAAGGAUACUCGGCCGUUCGGUAUCCAAGACUCUGGCGAGACAGAGCGAGGGGUGUACCAGCUCCGACUGCGUGGCAACCCAUGGUCUGGCGUAUCACCCGUACCGCCUUCACAUAAGCGGAAUCUGACAUUCUCCAUUCUGUCCGCGAUGGAGGACGAGGGAUGCGAUACAUGGGUGUUCGCUUACAGCAAUACCUGA